Molecule: messenger RNA, 700 nt
Organism: Bufo bufo (common toad)
Lineage: Eukaryota; Metazoa; Chordata; Amphibia; Anura; Bufonidae
Exons: 10
Coding region: 2-700 (232 amino acids)
Biological process (GO): sperm-egg recognition; heterotypic cell-cell adhesion; fusion of sperm to egg plasma membrane involved in single fertilization
Cellular component (GO): acrosomal membrane; plasma membrane
Molecular function (GO): protein binding involved in heterotypic cell-cell adhesion; signaling receptor binding
Source: RefSeq, a predicted model, not a curated record
AAUGGCUAUGGAAGAAUUCAACACCUUUAUCAAAAGCCAAGUCGAUGACAUUGACUCAAUAGAAGCCUAUGUCAACAUCAAGCGGUUUGCCAAAGUCACCGAGAAAAAAGUCCUGAACUACCUUGAGGAUGAAGUCGGCAUACUGGAUAAAUAUGCUAUAUCCGAAAUUGCGUCUGAAUAUAAAAAAUCUGUGGACGUCAUCCAGGAUAUAGAUUUUAAGGAGAUCCAGCUUCUUCACAUCAUUGGACUCCAUUUCCAGCGACUCAAAGAAAAGCUCAAGGUUAUCGUCCAGGACUCAAACCAACGGAGGUGUCCAAAUAAACAAGGUGCAGACAGCUGUGGAUUAAUGGUGCAAACCUACAUCAACUGUCAGACCUGCGCCGAGGAGAAGGUUGUCUGCGCCGGGGGCCCUCCAAAAAAUCAAGACUACUUGGAGAGAUGCAGCUGCCUAUGCACCUCCAACAGAUGUUUUGAUCUGAAAACUGGACGGUCCUGCUCUCCAUGUAAAGAUCACAAGUCUCACCUGGCAGAGACUGUAAACUGUGGAGAGAUAAAUAUAAAAAUCCCAGAAUAUGAAGAACUAGUUCUGGACUGUACUUUUGAAUGGUACGCAAGGCUGGAGGACACCUAUAACAACGUGUUCACCCUGCAGAAAGUCCUUUUACCCAAUAUCAUCACCAGGCUGCUCAAUAUGGUCUAA